AAUGACGUUAGCAUGAAUCCGCCUAUAGUUUAAGGUUGCAAUGCUUUAAAUAACAUUGAAUUUUUUUUCUUUUGUGAAGGACAUCUAUGAAGGUCUACCCUGUACUUAACUAAGCUAAGAAAACAAAUUUCACUUACUGUGUAAGACAGUUUGCAUGUAAUGUUGUCAAACUUGAAAUGUUAUCUUCAGCAAGUGCUGAAUGGGUUCAUGGGCCUUGGGAAAGAUGCAUGGAAGGAGACUAGGGACACAUUACAACGUAUUUUGUGCAGCAGUGAGGGAGUUCUCAGAGAUGACUCAAAGCGGCAAUCAAGGUGCCUUUUGAAGCAAGAGAGUGUUACCAUGCAUCUUCCAGCAAAUAUUGGUGACUACACUGACUUUUAUUCCUCUAAAAAUCAUGCGACAAAUGUUGGUACGAUGUUUAGAGGGAAGGAUAAUGCUCUGAUGCCAAACUGGGUUCAUCUGCCUGUUGGAUAUCAUGGCAGAGCAUCUUCAGUUGUAGUAUCAGGUACUCCUGUGAGACGUCCGGUUGGUCAGACUAGGCCAGAUGAUACUAAACCUCCUAUUUUUGGUCCAUGUAAAUUACUUGACUUUGAGCUGGAAAUGGCAUUCUUUUGUGGACCUGGGAACAAUCUUGGUGAACCUAUUACUAUGGAUAAGGCUGAAGACCACAUAUUUGGAAUGGUUGUGAUGAAUGACUGGAGUGCUCGGGACAUACAGAAGUGGGAAUAUGUACCGUUGGGCCCAUUUUUAGCCAAGAAUUUUGCAACAAGCAUCUCACCCUGGGUGGUGACAAUGGAUGCUCUUCAAGACUUUGCUUUGGCCAAUUCAGUUCAGGUAGUUGACUCAGACCCAGUACUUGCGAUUUCCUUGGAAAAAGAAGCGGCCAUGAUGAAAUAAUGAGGGCUACAAUGCGGUUUGAACCCUAAGAGGGCAGAUUCUAAGUGCCAGUUAUUUACACGAGGCAUAACCCAAACCGUGGUUUUACGCAAGUAAUGGACCUUAGGUUUCAAAGUUCUCUGUAAGAAGGUUGAUGUAAUUAGAUAUAUGUCCUUCCUCUGUCAACUUUCGACCCUCUUGACCGUGACA
Messenger RNA from Stylophora pistillata, 1086 nucleotides. RefSeq names its product fumarylacetoacetase. The record is from RefSeq and is a predicted model, not a curated record. Gene Ontology annotation, biological process: L-phenylalanine catabolic process; L-tyrosine catabolic process; homogentisate catabolic process. Lineage: Eukaryota; Metazoa; Cnidaria; Anthozoa; Scleractinia; Pocilloporidae. Gene Ontology annotation, molecular function: fumarylacetoacetase activity.